GUUAUAAGGAGCUGCCUCCCCGGCCGCACGGUGCCGAGGACCCUGGUCCGGGCGCCCCACCAUGCAGCGCCGCGAGCCCACCGUGCCGCUCUUGCUGCUGCUGCCUCCUCUGCUGGCGCUGCUGCUGGGGGCGGCCACCGCGGCUCCCCUGGCACCGAGACCCUCCAAGGAGGAGCUGACCCGCUGUCUGGCAGAGGUGGUCACAGAAGUGCUGAUGCUGGGCCAGGCCAAGCGAGGCCCCUGCAUGGCUCUCCUCCACAAAGAAACGUGUGAGACAGAGUCCUGUGGCUGUGGGUCCACUGAAGAGAAAGGCCUCCUGGUUGGGGAUUUUAAAAAGCCAGACGCUGGGAAGACAAGGUCCAGCCAUGAGGUGAGGGACGAGGAAGAGGAGGCAGCAGAAAGGACCCACAAGUCCCAAGUGCGGGAACAGGCCAUCCGCGAGCAGCUCCACAGCCGGCUCCGCCAGGAGGACCACAGAGAGGAGGAGGAGGAAAAGAAGAGGGGGCCCGUGGAGACCUCUGAGGGCCUGUGGAAGCGGCGUCUAGAAGGUGGCAGGGCCCCCCAGAAGCGGGUGGCAGAGCAGGCCAGCGAUGAGGAGACGGCGCAGUUCGAGGCAGAGGAGAAGGGGGUGCAGGUGCUGGGCAGGGGCCACAGCCUGUGGCAGGGGGCCGAGGCGGGUGGAGAGAGGCACGAGGACGGCCGCCACCUCCACCAGCCAGAAGCUGAGCCCAAGCAGGAGAAGAGAGAGGCUUCGGACAGGGAGGAGCAUGAUGUGGAGAGGCUGGCGCACAGGAGAGAUGAGCUGAAGAAGGCGACGGAGAUGCUGGGAGAGGAGCUCAGGAGGGCGGGCUGACCCCUAGCCUCGUGUCCUCCUUCCCCACACACCCUGCGGCCUAGGACUGUUGACCCCCAAACCCUUCCAGUCCGUCGCCCCACUCUGCUCCCCAACCUGCAGGAGUGGGGAGAAGGGUGUGCCUUGAAACCAGGCCUGAGGGGCCAAGUCUGAGCUGGGUAGAGGGGCUGGGCUCAGACUGACUCAGGAAACAGCCCUGACACCCGUCUAACCCACUCCAACCCUCCCGAGUGAAUA
Molecule: messenger RNA, 1090 nt
Organism: Eubalaena glacialis (North Atlantic right whale)
Lineage: Eukaryota; Metazoa; Chordata; Mammalia; Artiodactyla; Balaenidae
Gene: CCER2
Product: coiled-coil glutamate rich protein 2
Exons: 5
Coding region: 62-853 (263 amino acids)
Source: RefSeq, a predicted model, not a curated record